GAACAAAGCAGUAGUAGUGGCAGUCUCCAACGAGUCAGAGUCUACCGCUAGCUGUGUCCCUGUCUAGGCGGCGGCGCGACGGCAGAAGGGCGAGAGCGAGGCGAGGGGGGCAGCGGAGGCGUGACUCGACGGGCGGACGGACCUCCGCGCAGAUUGCACGAGUGCCCUGCCUGAGUGCUGCUUCUUUGAUCGCACGCGCACACGCUCAAAGCUCAAAAGGCGCCGGGGGAGCAGCCGGCCCAGCCGCGCUCUGCAUCACACGAACAACGAUGGACGCACAAGGCGUCGGCUGUUCAGCCGUCUGGCAAGGCCUCGACUGGUCGCCAUGCUUCCGGCAGCGAUUCCUCAAUGGCGCCGUGCCCCUCGCUGCGCUGGCCGUGUCGCUGGCCAUCGUCUCGAUCCAGCAGGCCCUCUCUAACCGGCGCCACAGGGAGUCGGCCGUGCGCGUGGCCACGCUCGACCCGACGUCGAGCAGCAUCGUCCUGCCCCACGAGAAUGGCUUGGAUGGUUUGGGAGAGGAGGAAGACGACGACGACGAAGACAACAGCGCGCCGCCGCUCGUUCCCCUGCGCAGGAGGCCGGGCAUGGUCGAGCGGGCACUGACGCUCAUCAUGCCAUGGAAUGCACCGUAUAUUGUCGCCAAGCUCAGCGCGCCCAGCAGGCAGAAAAAAAAGAGGAGAGGGAGAAGAAGGAGACGACAACACACUUCCUCGUCCUCGGUAAUCCCAGCAGACGAGGCAGCCGACAAGGUCGUCUUCCACACGGAGAACGCCGUCAUUCUCAACGAGGUGCACACCAACAUGGCCAAGACGCUGGCCGACGACUCGCUGCGCGCCUCGGACGCCGAGGUCGUCAAGCGCGUCUGGGAAGCCCUCGGCAGCAUCGCCCUCGCCGGCACCUGCGUGGCCCAGCUCGCCUUUGACGGACCCGUCUACUCGUCGUCGUCGUCCAGCUGGGCCUGGCUCGCGCUGUGGACGUACCUCUCGGUGCUGAGCACCGUGUGUUUGUGUCUACGGCGCUCCCUUUUCACCCACAAGGCGCUCCUCUUUGCGCUCGCCACGCUCGUCUCGCUCUCCAAUCUGCGCUCGAGCAUCGUCGCCACCAACAGCAGCAGGACGAGCAUCGUGUUUGCCGCCAUCGAGUGUAGCCUGUGCCUGGCCACGCUGCUGCCCAGCCUCGUGUUCCCCCUCGAGCUGCGCCUGCCCUCGCGGCUGCGCGCCAUUCACCAGACGAUCAAGGCCCAGAAGGCCUAUGGCGAGGCCCGCACGGCGAUCCCCACGCCCCGCGUGCGCCACUCUCCCUCGCAGACGCCCUCUCUCGAUGGCGCUCAUGCGCACGAGGACAUGCUCGCCGCGCGUCUGGCCGCCAUCGACGGUGCGCAUACAAAGGCAUCCGAAAAGGCUGCCAGUCUGCUUCCCUCGCCCGAGAACCGGGCGCCGCUGCUGUCGCGCGCCCUCUUCAGCUUCGUCACGCCGGCCAUGCUCAAGCACUACCGCAUCCAGUUCACCCUCGAUGCGGUCCCGGACCUGCCCCCAGCCGACCAGGCCGCAUGUGUCGUCGCUGCUUUCCGUGCUGAUGGCGACGCCGCCGCUGUGGGCCGCGCUGCCCCUGCCAGCCAGGUCAGCGAGGACGACGACGACGACGACGACGACGACGACGACAGAGACGACGAAGAAGAAGGAAGAGGGAGAAGUGAGGACGGGGGGCAGACGGGCGAGCAUCUGGCGCCAUCGCACCGCUCGCUCGCUGUCCGCCUCCUCAUCCACUUUCUCCCCCUCGUCCUCCUCCAGCAAGCCUGGGCCGUCAUGGAGGCUGUCUUCAACCUCACGCCUGCCGUCGGCCUUCGCUUCGUGCUCGGCUACAUCGGCGACCGCUCCCGGGACGGCACCAGCACGACGCCUGUUCACAUGGCCGUGCUGUAUGCGACGGGCAUGCUCGUGGGCCAGAUCAUCGCUGCGACGUGCACCUCGCAGGCGCUCCUUGUGGGCCGGCGCAUGUGCAUCCGCCUGAAGGCCAUCCUCAUCUUUGAGAUCAUCAACAAGGCCCUCCGUCGCCGCGACACGGGCGGUGGCACAGAAGCGUCGCCCGAAAAUAACGACGACGCGUCGCCGCAGCAGCAGCAGCAAAAGGACGGACACAAGGGAGGCAACGACGGAGGAAAGGGAGAGCAGCAGCAGGGCAGCCUCGGCGGGCAGCAGGGCGGGCGCGCGUCCGACGGCGAGGUCACCAACCUCGUCUCCGUCGACGUCUUCAAGGUCUCCGAGGUGGGCGCUUACCUGCACUUUCUCUUUCCCAGCGCGCCCCUCCAGAUUGUCCUCUGCGUCUACCUGCUCAUCAACCUCCUCGGCUGGUCGGCCGUCGGCGGCGUCGCCGUCCUUGUGCUCUCGCUGCCGCUCCAGACGCUCAUCUCGCGCCUCUUUGUCCGGCUCCAGCGUCGCCUCCUCGAGGCCACCGACCGCCGGCUGAACCUGACGUCCGAGGUGCUCAACUGCAUCAAGACGGUCAAGUUCUUUGCUUGGGAAAAGUCGUUUGAGAAGCGCCUCGACGACGCGCGCGAGAGGGAGCUGGCCGUGCUCUAUAUGCGCCUGGGUGCUUGGCUCCUCGGGGCGGCCACGUACAUCGGCAUGGCCAUGGUCGUCAGCCUCGUCACCUUUGCCGUCCACGUGGGCGUGCUGCACCGGCCCUUGCCUGCCGAGGUCGCCUUCACCGCCAUGGCUCUCUUCAACGCCCUGCGCCACCCGCUCGAAGCGCUGCCGGACAUGCUCGUCAACGUCCUCACCUCGCUCGUCUCCAUCCGCCGCAUCGACCACUACCUCCAGGAGGCCGAGACGGAAAAGUACCGUCAGUUGCUCGGUGGCGGCGGCGGCGGCGCUGGCGAUGGUGGGCCAGCCUCUGCGACGAGGAUGCGGCAGGCGGCCACCAGCGACCCCGUUGUUGGCUUCCGCGAUGCCACCUUCACCUAUGCCGAGAACGAUGAGGCCAAGGUAGAAGACGAGAGCCCAGCGCCCUUUCAGCUCAAGGACCUCAACCUCGCCUUUCCCCUCGGCAAGCUCUCCGUCGUCGCUGGGCCUGUUGGGUGUGGCAAGACGACGCUGCUGAUGAGCCUGCUUGGCGAGACGCGCCGCCUGCGUGGCACGACAUUCAUGCCCUGCGCCGUCGCCCGCUCCCUCGUCGACGUCGAUCCACGCACCGGGCUGUCCGAGACGGUGGCCUACUGCUCCCAAUCGCCGUGGCUGCUCGGCGCCACCGUGCGCGAGAACAUCCUCUUUGGCCAGCCGUACGACGAGGCACGCUACCGUGCCGUGCUCCACGCCUGCGCCCUCGAGGCCGACCUGGCCAUCCUCGAGUACCACGACGAGACCGAGGUCGGCGAGAAGGGCACCUCGCUCUCGGGCGGCCAAAAGGCCCGUCUGGCGCUCGCCCGGGCCUUGUACUCGCCUGCGCGCUACCUCCUCCUCGACGAUGCACUGAGCGCCGUCGAUGUGCACACGGCCAAGCACCUCUUCACCCACUACCUCAAGGGCGACCUCAUCCGCGGCCGCACCGUCAUCCUCGUCACCCACGCCGUCCAGCUCUGCCUGCCUGGCGCGGCCUUUGCCGUCGCACUCGACGAUGGCCGCGUCGUCGCCGCGGGCACGCCCGCCGAGGUCCUGGCCACGGGCGUCUUUGACGACGACGACGCUCCUGUCGUUUCCUCAAGUGGCAAUGGCAAUGGCAAUGGCAACGACAGCACGAAAGACAACAGAGGCAGAAGGGACAGCAACGGCAGCCCCGCCGAGGACGCCAUCAAGGCCGACGGCGGCGACCCGUCGGACGAGCCGCCGCUGAUCGAGGAGCUCGACGAGGGCGCGCGCGCCGCCGAGCAGGACGCCAUCAAGAAGCGCCAGGAUAAAAAAGCACUGUAUGCAAACGAGGAGACGUACGCCAAGGGCAGCAUCGGCAUCAAGUCCUACAAGCUCUAUCUCAGCAACUUCUCCACGUCGCGCCUCGGCCUGCUGGCCUACUGGGUCAUCGGCAUCGUUGUCUUUGUUGCUGCCCGGGGCAUGGACGUCGUCGCCACCGCGUGGCUGCGCCGCUGGGCCGGCUCCUACGACGAUCCCCAGCAGCAGCAUCAUCUGCAGCAGGAGCGUCAAGAGUCCGGCGCAGCAUCGCUGGGCCUGCUCCACGCAUCGUCAAGGGUUAUGGGCAUGGCCACCACGCUGGCCGUCUCGGUCGCCGACGAUGCGCAGCGCUGGCUCAGCAAUUCGCCUGCGCCCGUUAUUCAAAGCAGCAACCAGCUGGUCAUGGGCAUGGACAUGGGCAUGGGCACGGGCACGAACAUGGGGGAGCAGAUGCUGUUCGAAGACCGCACGCGGUACUACCUCACCGGCUAUGCGCUCCUCGUCGUCCUCUUCAUCCUCAUCGGCGUCCUGCGCGACGCCAUCGGCCUCUAUGGCGCGCUCCAGGCCUCGCGCUCCCUCUACCGCCAGCUCAUGACGACGAUCAUGCGCGCACGGCCCCAGUGGUUCGACCGCACCCCCGUGGGCCGCAUCAUGAACCGGCUCAGCAAGGACAUCGAGACACUCGACCAGGAGCUCGCCCCGCAGCUCAUCUUCUUUAUAGACGUGUGCAUCCAGUCGACGGUCAUUCUCAUCGUCAGCUGCUACGCCGUGCCGGCCUUUACGGUCUUUUCAGCCGUCGUCAUUGUGCUCUACUACGCCAUCGGCGCCCUCUACGUCGUCAGCUCGCGCGACUUGAAGCGCAUCGAGAGCGUCACGCGCUCGCCCAUCUUCACCCUCGUCGGCGAGGCCCUCAGCGGCGCCGUCGUCAUCCGUGCCUACGGCGACGCCUCGCGCUUCACGCGCCACUGCCUCCGCCUCAUCGACAAGACCAACCGGCCGUUUUUCUUUCUGUGGUACGAGAACCGGUGGCUGAGCCAGCGCGUCGACAUGCUCUCGAGCUUUGUUACUUUUGGCAUGGCCCUCAUCCUCAUCUACAGCAAAGACGUCGACGCUGCCAAGGCCGGCUUUGUCCUCAGCUUCACCAUUCAGCUCGUCGAGGCCGUGCUGUGGGUGCUGCGCAUGUAUACCAACAUCGAGAUCAACGCCAACGGCAUUGAGCGCAUCGCAGAGUACCUUGCCGUCGAGCCCGAGCGCCAUGAGGGGACAGACCCGCCCGCGGCGUGGCCGACCAAGCACGGCGGCCUCCACGUCGAGUCGCUCUCGGUGCGCUAUGCGCCCGAGCUGCCCCUUGUGCUGCGCGGCGUCUCGUUCAGCGUCGCGCCGGGCGAAAAGGUGGGCAUCUGUGGGCGCACCGGCUCGGGCAAGUCCUCGCUCGCCCUCGCCCUCUUUCGCUUUCUCGAGGCCGAGCAGGGCCGCAUCGUCGUCGACGGCAUCGACAUUGCCACGGUGCCCCUCGAGACGCUGCGCAACCGGCUCACCGUGAUUCCCCAGGACGCCCAGCUGUUUUCCGGCACGGUGCGCAGCAACCUCGACCCGUUUGGCACGUGCGAGGAUGCCGAGCUGUGGAAUGCUCUUCAGCGCUGCCAGCUCGUCAAUGUCUCGAGCGCCGGCAGCCGCGCAUGUACCCGGCCCUCGUCGCCCAGCGGCGGCGGCGGCGGCGGCGGCGGCGGCGAAGAAGCAGGAGGGACACAGGCGGUGACGAUGACAAACGUCAUCACGAGCCUCGAAAUGGCCGUCGAGCAGGGCGGCAAGAACUUUUCGGCGGGCCAGAAGCAGCUCCUGGCCCUGGCGCGGGGCCUUAUCAAGCUGCGCCACUCCAACGUCGUCGUCCUCGACGAGUCGACGGCGAGCCUGGAUGCGCACUCGGACGCGGCCAUCCAGCGCACCAUCCAGGACGAGAUGGCCGACGCGACGAUUCUCACCGUCGCACACCGCAUCCGCGGCAUCGUCGGCUACGACAAGGUCCUCGUCCUCGACCACGGCACCGUCGUCGAGUAUGGCGCCCCGCUCGAGCUCAUGCUGCGGAGCAGCGAGGGCAGUGCGUUCAGGGACCUCUGCCUCCGCAGCGGCGAGUUUGACGCUCUGGAGGAGAUUGCCAGAGAGGCCGAGCGCAAGCGGCGAGAAAAGGCUGCGCGGCCGACAUAGAGAGCGGUCACGUCAUUUCGUCAAUCGUCAUUCAGAUGCUUGUGUUACCAUACUUGUGCGGUGUAUUGUAAUGCAGAGUGGGACCUGUCAUACAGUCAUACAAGGCAGGAUGAGAGCGAGAACGGGAGA
Messenger RNA from Acaromyces ingoldii, 6215 nucleotides. RefSeq lists its product as hypothetical. Gene Ontology annotation, biological process: transmembrane transport. The record is from RefSeq and is a predicted model, not a curated record. The transcript is spliced from 3 exons. Gene Ontology annotation, molecular function: ATP binding; ABC-type peptide transporter activity; ATP hydrolysis activity. NCBI's taxonomy places the organism in Eukaryota, Fungi, Basidiomycota, Exobasidiomycetes, Exobasidiales, Cryptobasidiaceae. The coding region runs from base 270 to 6086 and encodes 1938 amino acids. Gene Ontology annotation, cellular component: fungal-type vacuole membrane; fungal-type vacuole.